AUAAAGGAGAGAGAGAGAGAGAGAGAGAACACUAUUCCACGUAUGCUCUCGGUUCCAAACGAAUUUGUCUGGUACCGACAUCAGAUUUAGUGUACCUGUGUCGUUCUAAGCCGGUCAUUCAGUUGUAGGAGUUGGUCCAAUCUACAUCUACAUAGACUAGCGAACUAAUUAUUGUGAUUCCACAUUAUCGUGUACUGUGUCAAUAGUCUCUUCAUAUACACGUGUAGGCUUAGCAUACUGUACAGUAUUUAUUUCUUGCCUUCCUGGAGUAUUUGACCAGCUCUGACGUCGUAAUUAGAAACACAAACAAAUCCUAAUCAUCUCUCCUACCUCUGCUGUUGAUAAAUUGUAGAAUCGAAUCAAGAACACCUUGGAUCUUCAAAAUACUUUUGGAAAUAAUAAAGUUAAAAAGUAUUUUUACGUUGAUCAACAGUAGCGUUGUCCACUGUUAGAACCCCAAGACACUUCAGCAACGGCCUUACCUAUCUGACAACAACGACCCAACGACAUCAGUGCCCAGUGUUACCUAGUCUCCAGUGUCAUAAGCGUCAAGAGUGACCAGCGUCUAAUUGUGAUCAGUGUUUAGGCUGAGACCACAGCAACCCACCACCAUAGAUCUCCAGGGUGUCUACGUUGUCCGCUCCCCGUCCCAGCCCUCAGCGCACCCUUUGUCCAGCGCCCCACAGCACGCCAUGGCAGUGACCGCCCCCGCGUCUAUGCUGACCAUCACCGGCCAGAAAGAUACCCAGUACACCAAAAUCUUCGUUGGAGGUCUGCCCUACCACACGACAGACCAAAGCCUUCGAGAAUACUUCGAUAAGUUUGGAGAUAUUGAAGAGGCUGUGGUCAUCACGGAUAGACAGACAGGGAAAAGUCGAGGCUAUGGAUUUGUAACAAUGGCGGACAAAAUGGCUGCCGAGAGGGCGUGUAAAGAGCCAAACCCAAUAAUUGAUGGCAGGAAAGCUAAUGUUAAUUUGGCUUACCUUGGUGCUAAACCUAGGCAGAAUGGAUUAGCAAGUGUAUUACCGUACGCUAUCAAAUCAAUCCCUGGAAUACUACCUGGCCAAUACGGGUGUGACGUGGACUAUUACAUAUCUUCACAGUUGCUGGCUAAUCGCUAUCCCACCCAGUACGUAUAUCCAGCUUCAUACCUCACAGCUGCAGCAGCAACAGCUCCAAGCGUGUUGACCACGAUGCCUGCAACAAGCCCGUUAUCGCCAACGCCUGCAGGUACUCCUGCACAGUAUGCCUUGGACUACGCCUCUGCUUACACUGCGGCCACAGCAGCACAGUUUGCUGCCUCUGGCUACGAUGCAUACAGCCCUUACACAUCCGCCGCUGCAACGACCGCGGGUUAUGGUGUAGGGAUGCCUGCCGGGUACACGUACGCCAUGCCUCAACAGUUGGCCCCCAGCACCACACACUUUGCAGGGUUCCAGACUCCACAGAUCCAGGAGAGGCUCCAGUAGUAAGUAAGAGAGUCGUUGGAAUUGUAAAGCAGAACAAUGUAACUGAUAAUUAAGUACGUCAUGUGAGCAAGCCAUGUUCUUGGGGAGACCUAUACAAUGUACUGGUAAUUGUAAAAAAAAAUGCAGAGAGACUGCUUCUAUAUAUACUUAGAUUUUAUCACAUAAAAAACUGUAUAUCAUGUUACAUUUCAUCUUUGCAAAAUAUUUCAGAUUUCAUGUAUAAUUCAUCAUGUUAUAAAUAUUAUUACUGUAUAACUAUACAAACUUUCAUACAAAAUAUAUUUUAAAAUAUUAUUAAAUUUAGCUUUGAAUGAAAUUGUUAUUGCUAUGUCAGAGAUAUUAGCUAGUUGCAUACAUCUCUAAGUCUAAUGUGACAAGUGCAAUUCAUAUACCAUGAUUCAAGUAUAUUCAGUAUUCAGCUUAGUAAUUUAUGUUUAAGAUGCAUGGCCAUUUCCAUUUCUUUUAACAACACUAAACAAAAAUUAAGAGUAAGAAUAAUUUUUAAAUCCCUUGGUUUAAGAUAUCUAGCCUUUCAUCUGUUUGUGUAAGAGGCUUUACCAUUCAUAUAAUUCUUUUAAGAUAUGCUGAUAUAUAGAUAAAUAUUAUGCAUCCAAUUAAAAAUGAUAUCACAGAAAUUAGUUUUAAUAUUCACUAUGCAUGACAUCUGUCUUAAAUUGGAAUAGUAAAUUCAAAAUUAUCUUUCUAUCAAAUUCCUAUUUGAAGUUGUAUGUAAGAAAAUCUUUGUUUGAAAAGAGAUUGUGAACUACAAACAUCUACAGUUUUAUAGAAGCUUUAAUUAUCACCCUUUGUGGUCUUCAGAAAAUAUUAAAAUAAUUUAGCCUAUAAUUAUUACAUGCAUAUUUGGUAUCAUGAAACUAUAGAUAUCUGUGUUAAACGUUGGAUCUACAUGAGCAGAACAUAUUUUACAAUGGCAAUAUUGCACUUUUGUUUCUUUGUCUUUUUGAAUAGCUAAAUUUUAAAAUAUAUAUAUAUAUAUUGUUAAUGAUUGAAGAUAAAGUCAGCAUUUUAUAAAGCAAUACAAAGCUAAAAUACUGCAAUAUUUUGAAGAACAUGGAUUCCAAAGGUGGCAGUGAAAUGUGUUGUUUUUUUUACUUAAGAUUGCUGCCACUUUGAUCUUUCUCCUGUGUCAAUCCAAGCAGAUUGUAAUUUUGUAAAGCUUGUGUAUGAAUAUGUUAGUUCUAGUAUGACUGUUGGUGAAACUGUUUGGAAUGUAUUGAUACUCCAGAUCAAGUUGGAAAGGAAAUAGAUUUAGAUAAAAUGCUAGAUUCCUUUUUGCCACAUUGUAACUUUUCCCUAAAAGUUCAAACAUGUGCACUUCAAAUCCUAUUUUAGGUUGGACAUGCUAGUAAAGCUGCCAGAUUAACUGUGUAAACUGUAUUACACAUUAUUUAUUCCAUGAUUGGAUAUGUACUACAGUGAUGAAUAACUACAUUUAUUACACUGAUUUUAAUAUAUAUUUAUACUGACAUAUUUAUAUAUAAUAUGUAUUCUGCUGUCCAGAUAAUAAGUAACUUAAUUACUAUUUAUUUAAAAUGUGAUGAUUUUAAAUUAUAAAAACAAAUAUUUAUUAUAUUUUGUGUGCAUUCAAAACAAAUACUUUGCAUUCUUAUAAACAGGGCUUUUUGAACUGAUUCUUUCAUCCAAGUUAAUAUUUAAGUAAAGACUUUUUAAAAAAUUAAUUCAAACACAUUAUUUUAUAUUAAAUUUAAUGUCAUAUUUUUAAAAAAUUAAUACAAUUCUGUCGACUAUCAUACAGUAAAAGUUUAUGAACAAUUUUAGGAUAGCCUGUAAGUUUUCAGCAUGCCUCUUAUCUCAGUACUUUGCUUGAAUCGAUCCGUCCUCAAUCCCUACUUACUUCUGUACGCUAAUAAUGUUGUGUUUUUUUUGGUAUGGCCUUGAAAUAAUUGGUGAUUUACACAUGACAGCUUUUGUUAAAAUGAAUUCAAAUAAAAUAUUUUUUUAAACAGCUCUUUUCAACUUCAGUAGAAUUGUAAAUAUUUGCUAAUAUGUUUUGAUUAAUAAUUGCAAAAUUUCCACAAUAACAUUUUAGUUUUGCAGCCUUUUUUUUCAAAUCAGUUUACUGGGUCUGAUUUUAUUAGCCUUUGUACAAUAUUUGUACUAUUAUAUAGAUCAUAACAAACUGACUAGGUUCUACUGCUGUUUUUUUUUAAAGACAAUUGUCAGGGUAUGCACAUUUUUAUCAGAGCUUAUUAUUAUUGUUAACAUAAUCUCACCAGUAUUAAUAAUUAUUUUAAUAAGUUGAUUUUUAUUGAAAGGAAAUUUGCUAACUAUAGUGGGCUUAACAAUUAUUUUAAUUUUCUUAAAUAGACAAUUUAAGAAUCCUUUUAUAAAGGCUAUGCCAGAUUUUGUAUCUUAUUGCCACAUCUCUAAAUAGUUUAUUUCGUCAACUUCAAGCUGCAUAUUCUUUCAAUUGUCUUACAUGAUAUGCUGUCAUUUUUCUUAUUAUGAAACUGUCAAUUCUAGAUGCUGAACAAGUUUUUUCCCCCAUAUUUAUUUUGUUUCUAUUUCAUUGUAAGAUGCUAAUGGGCAACUAGUUUUCUAUGCUUGAAACAAAAGUAAAAGUAUUAUUUUCUAUUCCAUCCACUAAUUUAUUAUCUUCACAAAUAGCCCUUCCAUUAUAUCUUUCAAUGAUUGUCUGUUGUUUUUUGUUUUUUUAAACUAUUAUUUAUCCUGUUCAUAACCAUGUAAUUGUUCAAAUAGAUUUUAAUACUUGAAUUUGCCUUAUAUAUAGAAUCUAAUGUCCACUGCUGAAAGGAGGCACCCCUGACUCGACUGUUGUAUAGACCUAUGGAUGUCUCUGUAUAUUACACUAUUGAAUUGGCUUAUUCAUAACACAGUUUUUAGCCAUACUACAUUACAUAUGUGCCACUCUGUUUGGAUCAUGUUAAUUUUAUUUUUUCUUCUUGUUUCUUUUAUUGUUUUUAUAAUUCAAUGUUGUUCAGUUAGCUGUCAUUUUUUUAUGCUAAAUUUUUCUUUUAAAAUAUUUCAUAAUAAAUGAGGAAUCAAAAUGUUGGAUUCAUAUGUUAUCUUUCAAGUAAAUGAAACAAUUAAAUUAUUUUUUUUUAACACUGAACUUCACAAUAUUAGAACAAGUGCAUUGGUUUUAACUGAAAGAACAGACGACAUUCAUUUAUUCUAUUAAUCUUAAGGCUUUCUUAAGUCCGCAGUUUAAAUAAAAUGACUUACUGAAAAUUCCAUUGUACCAAGUGCACUAUACACUAACCAUACUACAAGUGUGUCUGUAUGUUUAAAUGUUAGACUUUUGAAACCACUUAAAAUGUAUUUGUUUAUUACCUGUUACAUUAAACAGUGUUCAUUGAAUGAGAAUUAAAUACAAUACCUAAUAAUUUUUUUUCAUCAUUAUUUUUAAUUUGUUUAAAAAAAAAUUUCAAUGACUAACAUAAGUGUGCAGAAAGGUGCAAUUAUAUUCAUUACAAAUCUUAAUGAAUUAUUGAAUUGUCCGUCCAUGCUCUUAUAGAAGCAAAGGAUGACUAUGACUUUAUCUGCUUUGUAUGCAUUAUUUUUUUUUUGUAUACUUUUCUUAUAAAUGUUUCUUCUCUAUGUUUAAUUCUUUUUAUGCACCUAUCUCUUUACCCAUUGUAUAACAAUAACAUUUCAACUUUUUUAGUUUAUUUUAUUAAGAUUUUGCUUAUAGUAGCUAAAACUGACCUUUAAUUUUAUUUUUGCCUACAACACUUACAAAAAUUAAAUGUAAAACAAUUUUUUCAAUCAUUUUAAACAAAUUUCAAUUACUGAUUUGCUAUUAAAUUUUUGAGCUGCAAAUAUUUUAAACUGUAAAUCCUGCAUUUUUUUUUUAAAUAUAUUUUUUUGUCAUUUAUAUUUGGGAUUGAAAAAGAAAUUUCUUCUUGUCCUUGAAUUCAUUGUAUUCAUUGCAUUUGUAUUCAUUGCAUUGUUGCAUUGAUUUUGACUUUUAAUAGGGCCGUAUGGCCCCUCACAUGAUCACAAUGCAAAGCUCAGUUCUAUAGGAGCAAUAUGUAUUGACUUUGUUCACUAGGUUUCAACCUGAUGGCAUUAGUCGCUAAGUACCUUCUUGUUUGACUUUGUUAACAAGGCAAUGUGCUCCUGUAAUGGGUCAAAAACAAUGAACAUAUUAUAUUCAAGUGUACUGACUCAGAAAAAAAGUUUUUUAAAUAUUUUUUUUUAAGUUUAAAAAAAAAUAAAUUUAAAAGCAGUUCGAUUAUUUUUAUUUCUUUGAAUAUAGUUAUCUUAUUAUAUUAUGAUAUAUAUGCAUAUAUAUGUAGAUAUAAAUAUAUUAUUUUUAUUAUUAAUGCUUCUAUUAUGUGAAUUGUGCAAGUGAGCAAGCUAAUUUUCUAGACUAUGUGUCUACCAUUUUACUUUCCUAGUUGUUAUGUUAUAUACAACUUAAGUUGUUUGGAAGCAUUGUAACUGUGGGGAAAACGUUUGGGUAUGGUUGAGUCAUGUGACAAUGUUUUCAAUUUGUUUGAGUUAGCUAAUGAAAAGAUAGUUCUUUGUUUUGAAAGAUUGAUCCCUUUUUUUUUGGUCUAAGAGAAAAAAACAGCAACACUUUCUGAAUGUGAUCAAAUGGAUGUCCUUACUAUUAUGUAGAGAUGUAGGUGUCUGCUGGUUCAUCAAAUGAAAUUUUUUUUUUGUUUAUUUCAAUGCAUAAUCAUAUUUAUAAUUUCCCCCCAAGGCACUUUCAUUUGCACUGUAUCAUAUAAUAUUAUUAGGCUCAUUACAUCCUCUAAAAUUUAUAUAUAUAUAUAAAUAUAACAUUUAUGUACCCAUAUUUAUGUCCGUUGAUAAAUUCAUAUUAGUGUGUUGCAUUUUUCUUGCCCCAGUUUUUUUUUGUUCAGAAUUUUGUCCCAGCAUCUUUUGAUCCAACUUUAUGUCCCACAACUUAAUCCAAACUGGCUGUCCCAGUAUCAAUGCACUGCAACUUUACCCCAAGUGACUGUCUCAAUUUCAUGCACCACAACUUUGUACCAACUGACUGUCCCAAUUAUCAUGCACCACAACUUUAUCCCAACUGACUGUCCUAAUAUCAUGCACCACAACUUUAUCCCAAACUGACUGUCCCAAAGUCAUGCACCGCAUUUUUAUCCCAAAAUGACUGUCCCAAUUAUCAUGCACCACAAGUUUAUCCAUAGUGACUUUGCCAAUAUGAUAUCAUACCAUGUCCCACAGCCAGUUUCCCAAUAUGAUAUCAUAUCAUGUCCCACAGCCAGUUUCUAAUAUCAUGUCGCAGCAGCAUUUCCUUGCACCAUGUCCUAACGCCCCCUCCCCCUGACCCACAUUCAUGCCCUUAUAUCAAGUCCAAACAGCCCUGCCCAUCACCUCUCUCGCCUAGCAAUAUAUCAGAGCCUUCUAUCCUAAUUCCAUAUUCUGGCAUCAUCAACUUACUCAAAUAUCCAAGAUGUCAUCUUCAACAAUUAGACCCCACAAAUCCGUCCCACAAGAAUGCACCAUUACUUAUAUCCAACGUCGUACAGCACAUCGUUGUUAAAAUCUUUUUUUUUUGACAAUGUAUAAAUGCCUUGUUCCAUAAUAAAUUAUUAUUAUAAGAUGUCUGUGUUUCUAACAUCCGUCAACAUAUCAUUAUCCCUGGUAUCCAGUUCUUUAAAAUCGUUUAAUUUAUAAUAUAUAUAAGUUAGUCCCUACUAAAUUUAAAAUUACAUGUUUCCUUUUUAUUUAUUUAUUUAUGUGUAUUUUGAUAUGACUUUACUAAACAUAAGAAUGCAGAAGGUAGAUGAAGAAAUUUAUUGAAGGUAUUGGUAUAGAGAUAUAGCUGAUUGCACUUCGUACGUUGCGCUGCUGUCUUCACGCUACUUUGUACUUACGCCACGGUCUGACCAGGGAAGCGUGGCUGUUUCCUUUUGCCUUUCUAGACGGUUUUCAGACGAGGGCAACUUUGUUCUUGCAUUUGCACAACAUGACAUAAUACAGCUAAUAGUGUAGGUCUAGUAGUUUAAUGGAUACGUACACAUGAAUGUUCCGUCAUACACAUUUAGAAUACAAAGAUAUACUGCGGAAUAUAAUUUAUAUAUAUAUUUAAUAUAUAGAAAGAAGUAGAAGUAAUGUUGGUUUGGAAAUGUUUAAUAGUAAGAUAGUGAAUGCUCGUCUGGAAUUGAAAUAGUAUUAUAGUUAGUGUUUCUUGAUUAUUUCGAGAAGAAUGCAGUUAAAAAGGCAAGCGAUACCAGUAUAGUAUUAAUUAGUAGGCUAUACCACUAGACUAGUCACUAGGGCCUAGGCUGUGACUAGGCUAGACUCUAAAACUUAGAUCUAUGCGUUUUUAAGACGUGCGUGCACAUUUUAUCCAGAAAGGCUUAAAGCAGCAACAGCUUGAACAUUGAGUGAAGUAAUAUUUAGAGAUAGUUGAGUGAUCUCUAGGAUCGUCUUCAGAUCUAGAUCUACAUGCAGACGACCCGUAUCAUAUCACCUACCUUGCGCCAUUAUUUUGUAACACCGUGCCACUCGGUCAAUUUUUUGUUUCCUGUUAUUGUCGUCCAACCACGUACUUCAACUAAUUCGUCUUUUAGCUCAUUCCCUGAAAAGAAAAAAAAAUUAUAUAUAUUUAUGUUCAUAUACCUAAAGCAUCAAGUGACUGUAUUUUUCUUUUAUGUUUUUGUUUUAUGUACUUUUCUACUGAGCUACCAUGUCUCGGCUAUAUUUAACUUCUAGAAAAAAAUGGGUUAAUUCCCUUGCCUAAUUCUUGUAAAAUGACUUAUCCAUCACUUUGGAAAACUAAUCAUUACGAUAAUCCCUUUUUAUUUCUAUAUUAAUUUAAAGUUGCAGACUGUUUAGCUCAAAAUAGUUUUUUUUUUUUCCAUAUUUUGAUUUCAUGUCAAGAUCUUAGAGGGAAAAAAUGUUAUUUUCUUUUUGUUGUUCUUGUAAUAUUUAUUCUCUGAUCAUGCCUCUCAUUAUGAAAUCACCCUACAAAUAAAGAUUAUUUCUCACA
Molecule: messenger RNA, 8448 nt
Organism: Biomphalaria glabrata
Lineage: Eukaryota; Metazoa; Mollusca; Gastropoda; Planorbidae
Product: RNA-binding protein 24-B-like
Exons: 7
Coding region: 693-1469 (258 amino acids)
Cellular component (GO): cytosol
Molecular function (GO): RNA binding
Source: RefSeq, a predicted model, not a curated record